AUGGCAGCAGUAUGUUCAGGUGUAUCAACAUCCUCCUCCACUCCAAUUAAUUGUGGAAAUGAUAAUUUAUUUAAAGAAGAAAAUAAUUUGACAACAAAUAAUUCUUCCACCGGAAAUGCUUUACAAAAUUUACUUACUGCUGGAAUUUUGCCUUUAGCUAAUUUAACUGCUCAACAAAUUUUAGCAAAUGCUUUGAAAGGAGGAGGAACAACAGGAGGGGGAGGUGGUGGGGCAGGAGGAGGAGAAUCUACAAGUUCAUGCAAUAAUAAUUAA
Messenger RNA from Meloidogyne enterolobii, 273 nucleotides. NCBI's taxonomy places the organism in Eukaryota, Metazoa, Nematoda, Chromadorea, Rhabditida, Meloidogynidae. The record is from the annotation of a GenBank genome assembly.